CCUCCCCCCGCUCAGCACCGCAUCCGCCGGGCACCCGCCAUGGACGUCGGCGCGUUCAGCAGCGACUACUCCUCGGGGACGCCGUCGCCGGUCGCCGGCGGCGGCGGCGGCGGCGCGGACGGCGAUGACGCAGGCGGCGGCUCGUCCUCGUACAUGACGGUGUCGUCGGCGCCGCCCAAGCGGCGCGCCGGGCGGACCAAGUUCAAGGAGACGCGGCACCCGGUGUACAAGGGCGUCCGCCGGAGGAACCCCGGGAGGUGGGUCUGCGAGGUGCGGGAGCCGCACGGCAAGCAGCGGAUAUGGCUCGGGACCUUCGAGACCGCCGAGAUGGCCGCGCGCGCGCACGACGUCGCCGCGCUCACCCUGCGCGGCCGCGCCGCCUGCCUCAACUUCGCCGACUCGCCGCGCCUGCUCAGGGUCCCUCCGAUGGGCGCCGGCCAUGACGAGAUACGGCGGGCGGCCGCCGUCGCGGCCGACCAGUUCCGGCCGCCUCCCGAUCAGGGCAAUGUGGCCGCCGAGGAGGCCGCCGCUGCACAGCCGGAGGCCUUGCCUAGCGCGACGCAGAACUUCGAUGACCCGUACUGCAUUAUCGAUGACAAGCUCGACUUUGGGAUGCAGGGGUACCUCGACAUGGCGCAAGGGAUGCUCAUUGACCCGCCACCCAUGGCUGGUUCGUCCACCAGUGGCGCCGACGACGAUGACAACGGUGAGGUUAAGCUCUGGAGCUACUGAUCAAUCGCGCGUGUUUGGAACUUCCCUGUACAGCCUAUGGGAACCUAGUACUGGUUGCCAUUUCCCUUCGGAACUCGACGGUAAUGUUAAUGUAUCUUCCCUGCUCUCCUGAUGAAGUGUGAUCAGGAGCAGCAGAAGACUGGGGCUUCGAUCUCAGUUUGGUAGACAGUUGUGGGCGUUUGGCACUAGAUCAUCACCCUUGUUGCUGCACAAUGCAUGAGAUCAGUGAUCUCGGGAGUGCUUAGAGCACUUGUGUAAUAAGCAGCAAAAACAUGUGGUUUGAUAUUAUGGAUUUGCAAAUGGCCCGGUGUUAUUUCUGCA
Molecule: messenger RNA, 1053 nt
Organism: Setaria italica (foxtail millet)
Lineage: Eukaryota; Viridiplantae; Streptophyta; Magnoliopsida; Poales; Poaceae
Product: dehydration-responsive element-binding protein 1G
Exons: 1
Coding region: 40-732 (230 amino acids)
Biological process (GO): regulation of DNA-templated transcription
Molecular function (GO): DNA binding; DNA-binding transcription factor activity
Source: RefSeq, a predicted model, not a curated record